Messenger RNA from Huiozyma naganishii CBS 8797, 1038 nucleotides. It is a transcript of the gene AIM45, whose product is annotated as Aim45p. The record is from RefSeq and is a predicted model, not a curated record. Lineage: Eukaryota; Fungi; Ascomycota; Saccharomycetes; Saccharomycetales; Saccharomycetaceae. The transcript has a single exon. The coding region runs from base 1 to 1038 and encodes 345 amino acids. Gene Ontology annotation, molecular function: flavin adenine dinucleotide binding; electron transfer activity. Gene Ontology annotation, cellular component: mitochondrion.
AUGCUUAGGAGCAGCAUCUGUGGGAGGAACCUACUGAGAACAACUAGAGUGAGACCUUUUGCCAGUCUUUGGCGAAAUGCUUCCACUCUAACGUUUCUAGAGACAAGUCAGGGUAAAGGUUUGACUCCGUCUUCACUGAGUGUUUUAUCCGCCGCAAAACAGUUGAAGAAUCCGAUUGUGGCCAUACUGUUGGGUCCAGACGCAAAAGAAUCGUCAAGUACGUUGCUGGAAAAGUUUGAAUGUUUGGGACUUGAAAAAGUUAUUGUCGUAGGCGACAAAAGGUUGGAACACUACUUACCAGAGCUUGUGUCGCCUUUACUGAAGGACCUGCUAAGCAAGGGUGACUAUUCACAUUUUGUUAUGGCCAGCAAUUACGUGGGGAAGAGUAUCCUCCCUCGUGUUGCCGCAUUGCUGGACAACCAGCCCGUUUGCGAUGUAGUGGCCAUUAAGGAUCCCAAAACUUUUGUCAGACCAAUCUACGCUGGUAACGCGUUGUCUGUCGUUAAGUGUUCUCAGGAUAAAACGCUAAUAAGUAUCCGUGCUUCAGCGUUUGAACCAGUUACCGCAGGAUCUUCAAAGACGGCCAAAAUUGAGGAGUUAAACUAUGAGCGAACAGAAGAGGUCGAUAUUCGUUGGGAAGGUUGCAAAAUGGUAGAUUCCGAUAUGCCUGAUUUGACCUCUGCCAAGAUUGUUGUUGCUGGUGGUAGAGCACUGAAGGACAAGGAAACUUUUGACUCCUUGUUGGUUCCACUAGCUAAGAAACUACAUGGAGCUAUUGGUGCGACAAGAGCUGCUGUGGAUAAUGGGUUCUGUAACAAUUCUUUGCAGGUUGGCCAAACGGGCAAAAUCGUGGCACCGGACUUGUACAUCGCUGCCGGUAUAUCCGGAGCUGUGCAACAUCUUGCAGGGAUGAAGGAUUCCAAAAUAGUGGUCGCAAUCAACAACGACCCUGAUGCACCUAUCUUCAAGAACGCGGACCUGGGGAUUGAGGGAGACGUUUUCGAGAUCCUACCAGAAUUGACCAAAAAACUGCCUUAA